Messenger RNA from Gossypium raimondii (Peruvian cotton), 1195 nucleotides. RefSeq lists its product as uncharacterized. NCBI's taxonomy places the organism in Eukaryota, Viridiplantae, Streptophyta, Magnoliopsida, Malvales, Malvaceae. The transcript has 6 exons. The record is from RefSeq and is a predicted model, not a curated record. Gene Ontology annotation, cellular component: cytosol; TRAPP complex; cis-Golgi network membrane. The coding region runs from base 355 to 915 and encodes 186 amino acids. Gene Ontology annotation, biological process: endoplasmic reticulum to Golgi vesicle-mediated transport; intra-Golgi vesicle-mediated transport.
GGUUUUGAGAAGCGCGAAAUCGUCUUCAUGUAGAGGUCGUGGGUUUUUCUCGUCCUUAAAACUCAUCCUCUAAUUUGGUGCCAUCUUUGGAUCUCUCACUUUUCUACCUUUCAGAUUUCGUGAAACGGAGAGGAGAUAUCUUUAUUCUUCUGAACUUGCAACUGGAAGAGGAAAAUUUCAUUACAGCAACUGGUCCAGGCCUUUUCGUUCGUCUUUACGGUACUUCCCUCCGUUUGAACACUUCCAGGUAAUAUGUGAUUUCGGGUUUUAGUUAUUAUAGAAAUUUGCGUAAACAUUUACCUAAUUUAAUUUGAACCGAGUUUCGGAAUUUGAGUUGAUUAGAUCUGAAGAAAAAUGCCUCCCGCCGCUCCUCGAUCCGGAGAUGCGAUCUUCGCCAGCGUAGAACGCGUGAAUGCAGAACUAUUCACUUUGACUUAUGGAGCAAUAGUGCGUCAAUUGCUUACUGACUUGGAGGAGGUUGAGGAGGUUAACAAACAGCUUGAUCAAAUGGGCUAUAAUAUAGGAAUUAGACUAAUUGAUGAGUUUCUAGCAAAAUCAAAUGUGUCCAGAUGUGUUGACUUUAAGGAGACAGCGGAAAUGAUUGCCAAGGUGGGUUUCAAAAUGUUCCUUGGGGUCACUGCAUCUGUCAUGAACUGGGAUGCUGAUGGCACUUGUUGCAGCAUUGUUUUGGAGGAUAAUCCCCUUGUGGACUUUGUAGAGCUUCCUGAUACUUGUCAAGGCCUCUACUAUUGCAACAUUUUAAGUGGAGUCAUAAGAGGAGCCCUAGAGAUGGUGGCAAUGAAGACGGAAGUCACCUGGAUUCGUGAUAUGCUUAGAGGAGAUGAUGCAUAUGAGUUGCAGGUUAAACUUUUGAAGCAAGUUCCAGAAGAGUAUCCUUACAAGGAUGAUGAGUAACAUGCCUUACUUACCUCUAUUAAUGGCCUUGCGCACUUGCCGAUGUUCUAUUUCCGUUGUUUUUCUGUUUCUGAAGAACAUUAAUAUACGUUUUGUAUGUCAUCUUGACCACAAUGUAUCUUCCAUUUUCAUUUAGGGUUUAUAUGAUCUAUACUCCGAAGUUAUUAAUGUUAUUAAUCCUGCACAUCAGUAGUGAUGGCAAAUGGGUGGAUUGGAUUGGAUUUUGGUAUGGACCCUUUGGGUCAGGUAUUCUAAGCUCGAGCAUUUUGAUGUUGAAUUA